Saprolegnia parasitica CBS 223.65 is the source of this 558-nucleotide messenger RNA. RefSeq lists its product as hypothetical. The transcript has 3 exons. Gene Ontology annotation, biological process: amino acid transmembrane transport. Gene Ontology annotation, molecular function: amino acid transmembrane transporter activity. The record is from RefSeq and is a predicted model, not a curated record. NCBI's taxonomy places the organism in Eukaryota, Oomycota, Saprolegniomycetes, Saprolegniales, Saprolegniaceae. Bases 1 to 486 code for a protein of 161 amino acids.
AUGGGCUCGGGCGCGGCCUUGUACUUGAUCGCGUCGAUCGCAGGCUACGUCUGCUUCAACGGCAUGCCGCCGGCCGACAUUCUCACGGGCUUUUCCUCCGAAGACGCGAGCAUCAACGGCGUCCGCAUCGCCCUUGGCCUCUGCAUGAUCCGAUCCGCGAGGUCAUUGAGACCGUUUUUCCUCGGGCCCGCGACGCACGCCGAGGCGCGCCACCGCCUCCCGUUCCGCGUCCUCGCCACGUCGAUCUUUCUGCUCGCAGCCUUCGUGCUCGCUGUGACGGCCGAAGACGUUGGCGUCGUCAUGGGCUGGAUUGGCGGCACGACCGGCAUCCUCCUCGCCUUCACCGUGCCCGGCUACUUUGUGUGGCAAGUGUCCAACGACACGUACAACGAGUGGACGCCGACCGACAAGACGCGCGGCCGCGCGGUCGCCGUCGGCAUGAUGGCCACCGGUGUAGUGCUCACGAUCAUCUCGGUCACCAAGUAGAGAGAUAUGGCAGACCAAGUAGUACAUACAGCGCAUCUCGCACAGACUCCAUGACAAUGUAUUCCCUUGCUC